AAAAAAAAAAAAAAACGUCAGCCGGGGACGGCCUCGUCUACUACGGGGACCGAUGCGAAGCUUUUAAGAGUACUUUGUGUUAUCCGUCGUAGCUCUACACUUUAUUUAAGGGUCCACUAAACGUGUUUUUUUUUACUCUGCUGGAGUUGUCAGCGGCAACCUAGCAGCCUCGGCAGCUCGUCGUCAUGGAUACCUCUCGAACCGUUGGCCCUAUAUUUUUCAUCCGGGUCAUUCAGCUACACACUUAACCACACAUCUCAACGUUGACGUUUAAGCUAGUAGUUUAAGCUAGCAGUUUAAACUAGCAGUUUAAGCUAGCAGUUUAAACUAGCAGUUUAAGCUAGCAGUUUAAGCUAGCAGUUUGUGCUAGCUUAAACGCUCCUUUGACGUAACGUCCCUUCCUCGACGUCGUCACAAAUGCGGUUUCCACUUGCAGUUUAGUUUAGCUGACAUCUUUACAAGCCAAGAUGCCCGCUGCCCUUGAGUGGGAUAAAGUGACCCGGAUUGACCCAGCGAGCCUCUUUGAAUAUGACAAAACCCAAAUGGAAGAGGUCGUCAACAUGCUCGUUUGGACAGAAGAAUGGGAGGUGAAGAAUAAAACUCCAGAGAACAUUAUUCAAGUCCUUCGAUUGUUUCAGACCCUGUUGAAGAUCCGAGACCGAGAAGCCACCUUUAGCACCGACAUUCUCGACCAAGCCGGUGAAGAACACGGUAAAGUCGAAAAUGAGCUCCUCAGCCAGGUGUCGAAGCUGGAACAAGAGCUCAAGCAGACCGGCAAAGGGCCAGACACCCGCUUUCUCCGAGAUGAGAUCCGGCAGCUCGAGACCCAGCUGGAGCAGAGGGAGAAAGAGUUGACCCACUUAAAGAGGGAAAUGGGCAAGGACAAGCAAACCAACGAGGAGUUGGUUGCACGAGCAAAGGAGGCAAAGGACGAGGCCAAGAAGCUGAAGAGAGAGAACGAGCAGCUCCAGCAGGAUGUGGACUUCUAUCGCGGAGAGCUGGACCAGAAGGAGCCGCUUCCAUCCAGAGACGAGAACGCCGAGACCCAGAGGAAGCUCACCUCGGCCAACCGGCAGCUCUACCAGUGCCUGGAGGACCUUCAGCGAGCCGAGGAUGAGAACGCACACCUGAAGACGCAGAACGAGCAGAUGCAGAAAAGUCUGGAGGAGUCGGUGAGGGAGAUGGAGAAGAUGACGGACGAGUACAACAAGAUGAAGAUCGUUGUGCAGCAGACGGACUCCAUUAUGGACCAGCUCAGGAAGGAGAGGGACCUCGCCAAGCUGCAGGUCAGAGAGCUGACAGACAAGAUUCACAGCGUGGCUGAAGAGGACGACUCCAUCAUGGCAGCAGUUAACGCCAAAGUGGAGCAGUGGAAGACGGCGCUCUCCGGCAAGGACGAUGAAAUCUUGGUGUACCAGCAGAUGAUCCGCGACCAGAGGGGGAAGCUGCGUUCGGCCCAGCUGGACUUGGACAAAAGCAACAUCAUUGCCUUGCAGCAGGCCGUCCAGGAGAGAGAUAAUCAAAUCAAGGUCCUGAGCGAGGAGGUGGAGCAGUACACGGGGGAAAUGGAGAAGCACACCCUGCUCAUCGAGGAGCUCAAGACGACCACGAAGAAAGACAAAGGCCUCCCGUCGUCCGCGCAGCAGAGGAAGGCGGAGGAGCUGAAGUCCAAGCUGGAGGCCGCGGAGACGAGAGCGGCGGAAGCGGCGAGCGCGGCGAAGCUGGCAGAAGCUCACGCUGAAGAGAAGGACAAAGCGCUCAUUGAGGCCUCGAACCACUUGAGCCGGUACGAGUCUGGCACUUAUGGGCUGGAAGCAGCCAUCGCCGAGAUCAAAGGGUGUAAAAAUCAAAUUAAAGUGAGGGAUCUUGAGGCCGAGGCCCUGACUAAAGAGAUCAACCAGCUUGAGAUGAGAAUCAACGACCUCAUGGACGAAAACGAGGACUUCCGAGAAAAACUAGGUCUGGGACCAAAGCAGGAAGUGGAUCUCACAGAGUUCAGGCGAGCGAAAGAUCUCCGACGGUGGCAGUACAAAGCUGAAAACCAAGUCCUCACCAGAGAGAUUGAACGACUUGAAGAAGAGAGACUGGAGAUGAAGAAGCACAUCCGACGCAUGGUGAAGGAAAGAGGGAUGCCGCAGUCGAUGCUGGAGGACGACGACGGCGGCGACGGCGGCGGCGGCGGCGGCGGCGGCGGCGGCAUCGGGCCGCCGAGCGCUCGCACAGACGGAGAGAUCCGACGCAAAAACGAGUACCUCGAGAAGGAGCUGAGCAACAAGGAACGGGAGCUGGACCUUCACCGAAGCCAGUUCCACAGCAAACUGGAAGAACUGUCCAAAGUGAAGCGAGACCUGGAGGGCGCGCUGAGAGACGUCCUCCAAGCCACGAGGGCCAAUCAGGAGCUCACUGCGUCCGCCAUCGAUAUUCACAGUCUGGAGAGGUUGGCUCAUGCCGCGGACGUCGGCGACGUGAGCGGGCGGUCCGAGCCGCACCUCGCGGCCCGAAUCCACCAGCUGGUGGGCAGGAACGAGGAACUGAGGCAGGAGCUGAAGUCGGCCCGGGAGGAGGCGACCGGCACUCUCGGUCGGCUCGCCGGAGCCACGGAAAAGGUGAGCCACCUGGAAGGUGAACUGGAGUUGUUGAGGAGGUCGGGCAGCCAGGGAGUCGUCCUCCGACCCUUGACCCUCCCCGAGGGCCUGGAGCCCGGCAGCGCCGAGGUCAUCAGUUCCCUGAACGAGUACGCCGUUCGACUUCUUCAGGAGCUCAAAAACAAGGAGGAAAAAAGCAACAAACUCACGGGAACACUGGAGGGAUACAAGCAGAAGUUUUCCGUUGUUAGCCACCAGCAGGGACUCCUCUAUAAAGAAUACCUCAGUGAGAAGGCGGAGUGGCAAAAGGAGAAGGAGACGUUCACAGAGCUGAAGACCAAGCUGGAGGAGCAACGGCAGGUGGACGCGGUUAAAAUCCAAGAAUUCAACGAGCUGCUGGACACCCUGCAGAAGGACCCGGAGGCAGUCAGGAGGUCGCUGAGCGAGGCGUCGCGCACGUCCACGGUGCUGAGGGUGAACGAGGCGAGGCUGACGCGGCGCUACGUCACCCUGCUGGAGCGAGAGCAGCACCUCCGCGAGGAGAACGUCAAGCUGAGGGACGAGAGCGUCCACAUGCGGGCCGCCGUCACCCGGAGGACGGGCUCCCUGCAGAGGCACAAGGAAAUGGCCGCCUAUAAGAUGGCAGCCCUGCAGAAGGCCCUGGACGACAGCGUGCCCUCAUCGGACCUGGAGAGGGCCAACAAACAGUUCACGGAGCUCACAGUGAAAUACAGAGACACGCUGCAGAGGGACGGCCGCCUGAUGCAGAGAACCACCCACCUGGAACACCUGGAGAGGGAGAACGAGUCUUUUCGGGAGCAAAACUCGGCCACGAAUAAAGAACUGGAGAUCACGAAGGAGAAACUGAAUACGUUGGAGCAGGCGUGGACCAACAUCAACGCCAUUGCCGGUGAGAACAAGGCGGACAAGGCGCCGGCCAACAAGGAGAUGGUGUCGGCCGCCAGGCGCAUCACCACUCUGGAGAUGAAGGAGCUGAAUGAGAGGCAGCGGGCGGAGCACGCCCACCGGAUGUACGAGCACACGAGGAGCUCCCUGAGGCAGGCGGAGGAACGCAACGCCGAGCUGGAGGCCAAGUUUGCAGAGUUGACCAAGAUGAACGCGGAGGCCCAGCGGGUGGAGCGCGAGCUGCGAGACGAGCUGGCGGACGGCGUCAGCAAAGCGCUGAGCGACGCCGACCGCGCCCGGAUCGCCGAGUUGGAGAAGGCCGAGGCCGAACUCCGCUGUGAGGUUUCCAAGCUCCAAGAGGUGUCCGAUGUGGCCAUGAUGCAGGCGUCUGCUCUUCAGGCCAGACAACAGUCCAAAGAGAAGGAAGUCGAAGCUCUGAGGAGACAAAUACUGGACUACCAGUCGCACUCGGAUGAGAAGGCCCUCAUCGCGAAGCUCCACCAGCAGGUCGUGGCGCUGCAGCUCGGCGAGUCGGCGUCUCGGGCCACGCUGGAGGCGGCGGCCUCCCGCGUCCGGCAGCUGGAGGCCUACCUGCUGCGCGCCGAGCAGCGGCUGGACGCCGGCGAGCGCGCCCUGUUCCUCGCCCGCCAGGAGGGCGUGAAUCGCAGCAAGCACCUGCGGCAGACCAUCCAGUCGCUGCGUCGGCAGUUCGCCGGAGCGCUGCCGCUCCACCGGCAGGAAAAGUUCUCCGUGGCCGCGGCGAGCCUCCAGGAGGACAGGGCGAAAGCCCGGGAGGAGAGGAGGAAGGCCGAGGAGGAGAGGAGGAGGGCGGAGGGCAGGGCAGAAGAGCUGGAGCUGAGGCUCCGGGGCCUGGAGGAGCUCAUCUCCACGCUGAAGGACGUGAAAGGGGCCCAGAAGGUGACCGAGUGGCACAAGAAGAUGGAGGAAGCUCGUCUGCAGGAGCUGAGGAAAGGCAGGGAGCUGGUGGUCCAGAAGGAGGAGAUCAGGUACCUGAAGAACCUGGUGGAGGAGCAGGAGCGAACCAUCCGCUCGCUGGAAGAGGAAACUGUGCAGCAAAACACGCUUCAAGAAGAACGGCAGCUGGCGUACGAUCGGCGAGAGGUGGAGCUGGAGCGCCACCUGGACCAGUACGAGCAGCGCCAGAAUGAAAUCCUGAGCGCCACGGAAAAGUACGAGGGAGGCGCAGCGUCCCUACCGGACCCGAGUCUCCCGCUCGCUCAUCAGUUGGCGUUUGCUCUGGGUAAAAUCCGGGAGCACGUGCGCACCAUCUUGGACACGCGGGCCGCCUGCAAGAAUGUGAACGAGAAGUUGAAAGAGAAAGAAGCGUCUCUGUGGAAGGCGGAGCAGAACGUCGUGUCCAGGGAUAGGGUGAUAAACGAGCUGCGUCUGCGGCUCCCGGCGGCGGCCGACCGAGAACGCCUGCUGGCCGAGCUCGCCCGGCACGAGGAGGGCCGGCCGGAGCACCAACCGGCCGUCGAGCUCGCGCACCAGACCAUCAAAGACCUCCAGGGGCGACUCGACAAGAAAGAGGACCUGCUGAAGAAAUACCGCAACCAGUUGGCUCAAGCCAGACAGGAUCAGGAGGAGAUGAUCAAGAGGCACCAGGAGGAGCUGAGACUGUUGCAUCAGAAGUUGGACUUGCACACAGACUCCUCCCUGGACCGCUUCAAGCAGACAGCCAUGGAGCUGAUGAAGAAGCCCGCCAUCCGGCUGCCGAGCACCAAGCAUCUGGAGCGCCUGGCCGACCUGGAGCAGACGGUGGCGGAGCAGGACGACUCGCUCUCGUCCGUCUCCGGGAAGCUGAGGCUGGCCACCGCCGAGCUGGAGCGACAGAGGGUCGCCGCGGCGACGCUGGCUAAGAAGCACGCCGACGAGACGUCAAAGCUGGAGGAGAGUCACGCCGCCCGGGUGAAAGCUCUGACCGCUGAGACGGAGGAUCAGGCCAGCCAGGUGGCCCACAUGGAGGAGGAGGCGGCCCACCUCCGGACGGAGCUGGCGGCCCAGAAGGAGGCCAACGGCCGCUCGCCCAGCAACACCAUGAAGAACCUGGUGGAGCGGCUGAAAGCGCAGCUGGGCCAGAAGGAGAAGCAGCUCAAGGCGCUCAGCAGGGCUCUGCUGGAGCUGCGGGCCGAGAUGACGGCGGCCGCGGAGCAGCAGGUCGUAGCCGGCGCCGCGCAGAGGGAGGAGAGUCUCAACGUGCAGACGCUGGUCGACAGACACACCAGAGAGCUGAAGGUGCGAGUGCAAGAACUCAACGAGGAACUUCAAGCGGCGAAGGAGUUCUCCAAAGCAGCCCGAGGCCGGGAGGGCACCCUGAAGGAGGAAGUGGAGGACCUGAACCAGGACCUGCAGAGGACUCUGAAGAACCAGAGGCGCCUGCAGGCCGAAAAGGAGGAGCGUGAGCAGGAGAUCCAGGAGCUCCGGCAGCAGGUCAAGAGGCUCAGCGGCGCCCUUCAGAACCAACCGGAACCCGAUGGGAAGGGCUCGACCGUGGAGAACCUGCAGAGGAAGGUCCGGCGCCUGGAGUCCGACUUGGAGAAACGGGCCGACGCGAGAAGCAACAAGGACGACCCCGAAAAGGUCAAAGGUGAACUGGUGCGUUGGGAGGAGGGCAAGAAAUGGCAGUCCAAGAUGGAGAAGGUGAGGGCUUCCCUGAAGGAGAAGGAACGGGAGAACGAGUCCCUGUCGAAGCAGCUCGCCACCCUCAAAGACCUCUACGGCAGGCUGGAGCUGGAGAAGAGUUCCCUGCACAGGAAGCUGAAGAGUCGCGGCGUGACGGCCGACCAGGUGGUGGCCGUGCGGAGCAGCGAGCUGGAGGCGGAGCUGGAGGAGCUGAGGGAGAAGAACUCUGAGCUGGAGACGCUCGUCCUCAACAUAAAGCAGCGCCAGGCUUUACCCCGAGACGCCGCCUUGGAGAGUCUGACCCUGAGGAACCGCGACCUGGAAGAGAGACUCCAGACCCUCAAAGAGCCGGCGUCCAGACCCUCUGGGAAAGGCGUUUCCUCUUGGGCGUCGCCGGGCAUUUGUUCUGUCACUUUUGAUGCGGCGGCCGGCUCACUGAAAGGGAAAGCGGUUCCCCCUCCGGCUGUGUUCUCCGAAGACUCCGCAGACCAACCGCUAGCCGGGGGAACCCAGACCGGCGUCGGGGGAGCGGAGGACGCGGAACAAGGAGAACCGAGUCGUGCCGGAAACGCAACCCAAGAAGAGGACGUUGGCGCCGAUCGCGUCAAAGAAGAGGACGCCGACGUUGUGGAGAGCACGCGAGUCGCCUCGCCCGCCGUGGUGGUGGAGGAGGAAGAAGAGGAGGAGGAGGAGGAGGAGGAGGAAGAAGAAGAAGAAACGCGGACCACGAAAGGUAGCGAGUCCGACCCAGAGGAUCCUUCAGGAAGACCGGGAUCGGUUACGUCGUCCUCUGAGCCGGCCGCCACGGCAACCGGCGCUGAAGAGGGUGUCGGGGAACGAGACGAUCCCUCAGGAGGAGGAGGAGGAGAGCCAGAAGAGGCCGAGCUGAGUGAUGGAGGGGAAGGUAAUCCAGAGCAGUCCCGCUCAGCAGAACCAGAUGUGGACUCCACGCCGAGCAGACUCCCAGAGAGGCUCAUGGGUAAAAGAAGGGACGCUCGAUCCCUGAGAUACCUGAAGACUUCAGGACGCGGCACCGGCACUCCGUCACAGAGAGACCAGGACCUCCAAAAAGAAAACCUCAAACUGGCCUCUGAGAACUUGGAGCUGCGCUUCCAGCUGGAGCAGACCGGCAAAGACUUGCCGAGGCUCAAGAAUCAAGUAGCAGACCUGAAGGAGAUGUGCGGCGCGUUGAAAAAGGAAAAAGCAGAAGUGGAGAAGAAGCUGACGCAGAUACGUGGAGCCGGUCAGAGUGGCAAAACGGUCCCUGAGCUGGAGAAGACCAUCGGGCUGAUGAAGAAGGUGGUGGAGAGGGUCCAGAGGGACAACGAGACGCUCAAGAAGUCCGCCGCUCCCGCAAAUAAAGACGCGGUCGCGGCGCUGGAGCAGGAAAACGCCAAACUAAAGGGUGACUACGAGAAACUGAAGAGCCAAAGUGAAGCCGAGCUGAGCUCCAAGCUGGAGUCUAAAACCAGAGGGCUGGAGAAGAUCGUGAUGGAGAACGAGCGUCUGCGCAAGGAGAUCAAACGGGAAAUGGAAGCUGCCCAAAGGCUGAGGGAGACCAAGGCCAGUGCGGAGGUGACGAACGAGAAGCUGGAGGCCGAGCUGGAGGAGACCAAGCGGAGGCUGCAGGCCGCUCUGUCCACACCCAUCGCGGAAGGAGCGAGCAGCAAGACCUGGAAGGGCUCCGUGGUGACGAGGAUGUUCGAGAACAAGAUGAAGGAGCUGGAGAAGGAGCUCGCUCAGAAGACCGGCAGUCUGUCCGACCUCAAGCGGCAGCUGAAGGAGGCGAAGGAGUCCGAGGAGAGCGCUCAGAUGAGCGUCGGGCGACUUGAAGACCAGGUUGACAUGUUGAAGAAGUUUCCGGUCAGUGUGAAGACGGGAGGACUCACCAAGGAGUCCCAGGCAACGAGAUCGAUGGAGGCGGAGAACACGGAACUGAAACGACGGCUGAGCGAGUACAGCGAGCGAUACGGAGAAACCUCUUCUCAGCCAGACCACGCCAAGCUCAGGCGCUUCCUGCACGCCGCCGAGACGGAGAAAACCAAACUCCAAGCGGAGGUCGAGAAGCUGAAGGAGGAGCUGGAGAACUUCGACCCCACGUUCUUCGACGAGGUCGAAGACCUGAAGUACAACUACAACGUGGAGGUCCGGAAGAACCUCCUGCUGGAGGAGCAGCUGAGGAAGGUUUGCCAUCAGUUCGGAGUGAAACCCCAACUGCCCGACGUGUCCGUCAGCUAACACGCGGUUACUGUGCCUUUAAAUGACGUAUUUAUGGGCUACAUCUCAGCGCCGUGUAGCACAGUAGUUUUAUUUAUGUGUGUGUACUUUUUUUUCUAACGUGUGUCAAUAAAGCCGACUGUUGAAUAGAAAUCAGAUGAUAAA
Cyclopterus lumpus (lumpfish) is the source of this 8516-nucleotide messenger RNA. RefSeq names its product centrosomal protein 290 (gene cep290). Gene Ontology annotation, biological process: kidney development; camera-type eye development. The record is from RefSeq and is a predicted model, not a curated record. The coding region runs from base 468 to 8372 and encodes 2634 amino acids. Lineage: Eukaryota; Metazoa; Chordata; Actinopteri; Perciformes; Cyclopteridae. The transcript has 51 exons.